CCGUCACCUAAAUGCUUCCGUCUAGAGCUGCCCACUGCUGGCGUAAACACUUAUGUCGCGAGCAUGAUGAAAUAACAGUGGACAUAUUAUAGUGUAGCCGGUAUAUUUGUAAUUUAACAGCACUUUUCAAAGGUUCAGGAUGCAUUCGCGUAUGUUAUUCAAAGGCACAGCUGCAGCUAUUGCUGCGAGAAGGAUUCGCCAUAUACUGGGGCCCGUUUUGUCAAAAGAAGGUUGGAAGUGCAGCGCACAUGAGGUCAAACUCCUCAACACCUCGUCAGGUGACACUGUGAAGAUAGGCGAGAUCUCAUAUGUGCUCAAAUCUCCCAGAAAUCCAGAACUUGUGCCAGUAAAUCAUAUGAUGGAGGCUUUGCCACAAAUGGUCACCCAACACCUUCGCUGGAUAAUGCAGAAGGACCUUCUUGGACAGGACGUGUUUCUCAUUGGUCCUCCUGGUCCUCUGCGCCGUUCAAUUGCCAUGCAGUACCUGGAAUUAACAAAGCGAGAAGUGGAAUAUGUUGCCCUGUCCAGAGAUACUACUGAGACUGAUCUCAAACAGCGCAGAGAGAUCCGGUCUGGAACUGCCUUUUACAUCGACCAGUGUGCUGUCCGAGCUGCAACUGAGGGUCGGAUUCUGGUGUUGGAGGGGCUGGAGAAGGCAGAGAGGAACGUGUUGCCAGUUCUCAAUAACCUGCUGGAGAAUCGAGAGAUGCAGCUGGAAGAUGGACGCUUUCUCAUGUCAGCACAGCGCUACGACAAACUCCUGGAGGAGCACACUAAAGAUGAGCUGGAUGCGUGGAAAAUCGUUCGGGUGAGUGAGGAUUUUCGAGUCAUUGCUCUCGGCCUGCCUGUUCCCCGAUACAAAGGAAACCCGCUGGAUCCACCUCUCCGCUCCCGCUUCCAGGCCAGAGACAUCUACUACCUUCCCUUCAAGGACCAGCUAGAGCAUCUAUACAGAAUUGGACCAAAUGUGCCUCCUGAAAGGGUGUCCCAGCUCUUGUCUUUGGCCACUACACUUUGUUCUCAAGAGUCUGCCAGCUUAAGUCUGCCUGAUUUCCCUAUGGACAAUCUUCCAUCUGCCCUCGCAGUUCUAAACCUGUUCCCCAUGCUGUCAGCGCAGCAGCUGGUCCAGAGGCUUUACCCGUACGAGGUCAUGCUGGGAAAGGAAGGCCGUACCGCCGUUGAAGGGGUGCUCAGUAGGUUUGAGUUGACUGAUGGGAGCACGAAACCUUCUCCGACUGCAGUGCUGAGCGUUGAGUCUGUGAAUGGAGAUCACGCAGGACAGGCAGCUGUCACCCUCAACAUAGCCAACCAGAACAUCACCUUUAAGGUUCCUUCAGGGACGCGGCCGAGUCGCCCACCCAACAGCAGUCCCGCGUUCAUCGGCACCCCCACCCACGACCGCCUGCUGGCCGAGAUGAUGCAGUCCCACCUCGUCAAAGACAUUUGUCUGAUCGGAGCCAAGGGUUGUGGCAAAUCCGUGAUUGCAAGGGAAUUUGCUGACAUGCUGGGCUACAGCACUGAACCAAUUAUGCUUUAUCAGGAUAUGACUGCGCGGGACCUCCUCCAGCAGAGGUACACCCUGCCUAAUGGAGACACGGCCUGGAGGGCCUCCCCGCUGGUCACUGCUGCUCAGGAGGGCAAGCUGGUGCUGCUGGACGGCAUCCACCGUGUCAACCUGGGCACUCUGGCUGUGCUUUCCAGGUUGCUGCAUGACCGCGAGCUGGCUCUGUAUGACGGGACUCGACUACUGAGGUGGGACCGUUACCAGACUCUAAAAGACGAGCUACAGCUCACAGACCAGGAGCUGCAAGACAGAUCCAUCUUCCCAGUCCACCCGUCAUUCCGGAUCAUCGCUCUAGCGGAGCCGCCUCAGGUCGGGAGCACCACGCAGCAGUGGCUCGGCCCGGAGAUCCUCACCAUGUUCCUCUUUCACACCGUCAAACCACUGGCCAAGGCUGAGGAAACAGCUGUUAUCCAGGGCAUGAUCCCAAAUGUUCCCAAAGAGGCAGUGGAGCAGCUGCAACACCUGACUCACAGUCUGAGAAAAUCCAAUGAUCCUACGGCCCUGUCUCUUGCUUCUUCAUUGUCCACCAGGCAGCUGCUGAGAAUCUGUCGGCGUCUUUCUCAGUAUCCACAGGAGAGUGUUGCUCACGCUGUGAACAAAGCCUGUCUGUCCAGGUUUCUGCCCAGCCUGGCUCGCUCGGCUCUUCAGAAGAGUCUGGUGAACUGCUCAAUAGAGGAUCAGCCUGACCCAGCAUCAGAACAGAGCCAUCUCUACACCUGCACAGUAAAAGAUGGACUUCUGACCAUAGGGAACGUCUCGGCUCCUGUGUACAGCCCUGAUGAGAAGAUGAAGGUCCCGGAUGUGCUCUUUUAUGAGAACGUUCAGCACAUGAUGGUGAUGCAGGACAUGCUGAAGGACUUCCUGUUGGGGGAACACCUGCUUCUUGUGGGCAACCAGUCGGCCUGUUGUUUUGUUAGGGUGAUAACCUGUAUCCUGAAGACAUUGGUGGAGAGUGGAGAGAUGAUCCUGGCAGAUGGAAGAAGAAUAGUGUCAGAUCCACUGGAAGCAGCCGGAAGGUCUAAUGCCAUUCCCAUGCAUCCAGACUUCCGUAUGAUUGUUUUAGCAAACCGACCUGGCUUUCCGUUUUUGGGAAAUGACUUCUUUGGAGCGCUUGGGGACAUAUUUAGCUGCCAUGCAGUGGACAACCCCAAACCUCAGGCUGAGUUUGCCAUGCUGAAGCAAUAUGGGCCUGAUAGUCCUGAUGCAAUCCUCCAGAAACUGGUGGCUGCAUUCGGAGAGCUCCGGGCCAUGGCUGACCAGGGAACAAUCACCUACCCCUACUCUACACGAGAAGUGGUCAACAUCGUAAAACACCUGCAGAAAUUUCCAGAAGAGGGCCUGGCCAACGUGGUGAGGAAUGUGUUUGACUUUGACUCCUAUAACAAGGACAUGCGUGAGGUACUGAUCACAGCGCUGCACAAGCACGGCAUUCCCAUCGGAGCCAAACCCACCAGCGUGCACCUGGCCAAGGAGUUACCAUUGCCAGACUGUAAGAUGGCAGGUUACUGGACCAUCAAUCAGGGUGGAAGUACACGACGAAAGCUGCUGUGUCCAACAGAGUCCCAUCGGAUAGAUGUCAAGGGCCCUGUGUUUCUGCGGGUUCAGAGUUAUCCUUCUGAGAGGCACGAGUCCAGAUCUAUGAGCUUCACCGAGGAACAGGCUCACUGGCAGAUUCCCAUGAACGAGGUCAACAUCGUCUGCGACGUCACCACUGCUAACGAUUCCAUUUAUGUGGCCACAUGUAACCCUGUAUCGCUGUAUGCUAUGAAGGAGAAAGGAGACUCCGUCCAGUGCAUUGAGCUCUAUGACGUCUUCCCCCGGACCAUCAGUGGAGUCUGGCAGCCUUUUGUCUCUGUGGCGGCACUGGGCAAUCCGCUGCAGGACCAGGUGAUGCUCCAUGAAGAACAGGGAAAUACAGUGCUGCAUCUGGACCUGGUGACCGGUGCUGUGAGGAGACUGGUCCUGUCUCAGGACAAACAGGAGGAACCACCACACAAGACCUCAAACUGGUGGAGCAACAAAGAGAGUCAGCCAGCAUACAAAAUGUGCAAGGAGUUUGCCCACAAGAACUGGCUUCUCUUCUACAAAGAAAACGGGAGUCAGCUGGAUGUUGUUGAUGUGCUAGAAGGUCAGGUUCACACCAUCUCCCUCCCCAUCAAUCUCAAAGCUGUGUUCCUGGUGGCUGAAGACCGCUGGCUUCUUGUUGAGAGCAAGACUGACAGGAAGUUCCUGUUGACAAAGCCCAUGCACAUGGGCGCAGAGGACACGGGAGUGUGCCAGCUGCACGCCAUCAGUGAAGACGCUGUUAACACUGGCUUUGGCACCAGCUCAGGGAUGGAAGCCACAGCUCCUCAGGAGGUAUCGAAUGAGCAGCUGCCCAAUGAGAACCUCAGCACUGCCCUGGGCCAGAAGAUCGCCUCUCCCAACCGCAUCCUCUGUGACACUAACACCUAUGCUAAUGUUAUCGUGGGCUUCCCAGACCUCAUGUCCCCUAACGAAGUGUACAGCUUUACGAGAUCUUCGCCCAUAACAGAGGGUCGGGGACCUGAUAUGUUUUUUGGGUCAAGUAAGCGAACCGGGCCAGCAAAGAGGGUCAACUGUGUCUGUCUGUUAAGUGCUAAUCAAGUGGUCCGAGCUCUGCCCCCUUCACAAAUCCCACUGACUGAGAUCUACCCCAAAGAUGUCACACCACCCAUGACUGUUGCUUACCUGGAAGUGACAGACCUUAACUCUAAAAAGCUCAAAUACAUUCCAGUGCCGAGGAGCAGCUCGAUGUCUCCAUACACCGUGUGGAUCUCAAAGGUCUCAGACACAGAUGUAGUGAUGGCUCCUCUGGGCUCUGGUGGAGUGGUGACUGUGGACAUGGGAGGCUAUGUCAAACUAUGGGAAACAGGCCUGGACAACCUGCAGCGCUCUCUGCUGGAGUGGAGGAACAUGAUCGGAGCAGAGGAUGGCAGGCCAAUCCAGAUCACCAUUCAGAGAGACAGUGGACAAGAUGUCAGCUCCCCCAAACACGGCAAGAUUGAUCCCAGAAAUGCCCCUCAUGUAGGCGGGAACCAGUGGGCUGGAGGCACAGGCGGCAGAGAUACAGCGGGUCUUGGAGGGAAAGGAGGCCCCUACCGUCUGGACGCCGGACACAAAGUUUACCAGAUUUCUCAGGUGGAGAAAGACGCCGUGCCCGUUGAGGUGAAGAGAGCAGCACGGGAGAUGGCCGAGAAGGCUUUUAAGCAGAGGCUCAAGGAAAUUGAGAUGAGUGAGUAUGAUGCCAGCACGUACGAGCGUUUCUCAGGAGCGGUCAGACGACAGGUCCAGUCGCUCCGCAUCAUUCUGGAUAGUCUGCAGGCUAAAGGGAAGGAGAGGCAGUGGCUGAGGAAUCAGGCUCUGGGUGAGCUAGACGAUGCUAAGAUCAUUGACGGCCUGACAGGAGAGAAAGCCAUUUAUAAACGCAGAGGAGAGCUGGAGCCAGAGUUGGGGUCUCCUCAGCAGAAGCCGAAGCGUUUACGUCUGCUAGCGGACGUCUCUGGCAGCAUGUAUCGCUUUAAUGGCGUGGACGGCCGUCUGGAGCGCUCCAUGGAAGCUGUGUGUAUGGUGAUGGAGGCUCUUGAGAGCUACGAGCACAAGUUUAAGUAUGAUAUUAUGGGGCACUCUGGAGACGGGUUUGACAUAGAACUGGUCAGAUGUGACAAAGUGCCCAAGAACAACAAGGAGAGGCUGAAGGUUUUGAAGACCAUGUAUGCCCACUCGCAGUUCUGCAUGAGCGGAGACUACACGCUGGAGGGCACCGAACACGCCAUGAAGGAGCUGGCGCAUGAAGAAGCCGACGAGCAUUUCGUCAUCGUGCUGAGCGAUGCCAACCUGGAGCGCUACGGGAUCAGCCCCGACCGGUUCGCACGCGCCCUCACCAGUAACCCGCAGGUCAAUGCCUUCGCCAUCUUCAUCGGUUCCCUAGGAGAUCAGGCGGACAGGCUCCAGAGGACUCUGCCGGCCGGACGAUCUUUUGUCGCCAUGGACACCAAGCAGAUCCCCCAAAUCCUUCAGCAGAUUUUCACAUCCACCAUGCUGUCCAGUGCCUGAGAGAACUCCAGUUGGGCGAAUCACACUGAAAUUGGCAUGUCACUGAUGACAAGGAGCAACAGGUCGAAUCUCAUGAUAAAAAUCAGGGUUACAUUUCACUGGAAAAUCAAAAAAAAAAAGGAAUUAUACUUUUAUUUAUACUGAGCACAUUUUCUCCCUGAAUUUUCAUUACCAUUCAUUCUUUUAAUGUAAUGUAAUAAUAUAUAUAUAGUAAUAUGUUAUAAAAUUGAUUUAUUGUACUUACAGUACAUUCUUUAAAGUUCGGAAUGAGAGUAAUGAGAAUCCCCAUUCAGAAUAAAUGGAAUUACAAAAAGCUCAUAAGUAAAAUGUCCAUGAAUACAGUAAAAAUAAAAAAAAGGUA
Messenger RNA from Sinocyclocheilus rhinocerous, 5999 nucleotides. RefSeq names its product von Willebrand factor A domain containing 8 (gene vwa8). The record is from RefSeq and is a predicted model, not a curated record. Gene Ontology annotation, cellular component: cytoplasm. Gene Ontology annotation, molecular function: ATP binding; ATP hydrolysis activity. Lineage: Eukaryota; Metazoa; Chordata; Actinopteri; Cypriniformes; Cyprinidae. The coding region runs from base 140 to 5638 and encodes 1832 amino acids. The transcript is spliced from 44 exons.